Molecule: messenger RNA, 2518 nt
Organism: Chenopodium quinoa (quinoa)
Lineage: Eukaryota; Viridiplantae; Streptophyta; Magnoliopsida; Caryophyllales; Amaranthaceae
Product: flavonoid 3'-monooxygenase-like
Exons: 2
Coding region: 709-2298 (529 amino acids)
Molecular function (GO): oxidoreductase activity, acting on paired donors, with incorporation or reduction of molecular oxygen; heme binding; monooxygenase activity
Source: RefSeq, a predicted model, not a curated record
GCGUUUUUGUUACAUUGAUGAAUGACUAAUACUCACAUCAGAUUCUAUAGCUUUUGUCAACCAAAAAAAAAAAAAAAAAAAAAAAAAAAAAAAAACCUUGCCAUUUUAGAAAUUUGACUGCCUUUAUAUUCAAGUACCAAAUAUUAAGUACAUAAUCAAAUUUCAUCCAUGAAUUAUCUCUAAAUCUGUUUCUUGAAAGCAAGUGAUAUUAUCAUUUACUUUGUAGCAAAUCAGCACUAUACAUGUACUUUUAAUUUUGAUGCUAGAAUUAGUGUUUAAUUUUAUCUGCAAAUCAUGGUAAUUGAGCAAGAAAGAAAGUAAUUAUCAGCUUAAUGUUAUUUUUUCAUACCUGAACAUAAUUCAAUCAUUCACCACCACAUAUGAAAUGCAGGUGGACCCUUGUUGAGCUUACAGUGGAUGAUAUUUUGACAUUUGUCUUGAUACUGGAUAUAUCAUCUGCACCUUAUUUGUUAUUUGACUAAUUUCUACCUAUUGCAUCAGUACCAUGUAUCUGUGAUACUACCUUUUAUUUGCAACUUUUGAAUAUUUUAUACCUCACAAAUAAUACUCAAAUGUUGCAAAUUAUUAACUGAGAUAGUCUUAUUUUGCCGCCUAUUUAUUGUAAACUAUACAUGUACUGUCAUCAUUAAAUAUCAGUUAGGCCUAACCACUUCAAUCUUUUCUCUUCAUCUUCUCACAAAAACUAGCAUGUUGUUGCCUGAAGCAACCAGUGUGUGGUCAUGGUGGUGGAGUUCUAGCAAUAAGGAAGGCGAAACUUUGCGAAACAUCUUGACCAUCCUUGCUCCCUUGUUCAUUAUUUUCUGGUUCAUUUUCGCUGCCAGGAAGCAAAACAAGGAGAAUCCUCCUUUGCCUCCUGGACCGCGUGGCCUGCCUUUAGUUGGAUACCUCCCUUUUCUGGAUUCCAAUCUCCAUCAUUGCUUUCACAAGUUAGCCAGUUUAUAUGGUCCAAUAUUCAGAUUCCGGCUUGGAAGUAAUGAAUGCAUUGUGGUCUCCUCACCGUCUCUAGUCAAGGAGGUGGUUAGGGACCAUGAUGUCGUGUUUGCUAACCGAGCACCCCUUAUUGCUGCUAAAAGUCUUUUGUUUGGGUCGAUGGAUAUUGCCUUUUCCGAUUAUGGUGUUGAAUGGAGAAAGAUGAGAAGAAUAUUUGCCACUGAGAUGCUUAGUAAUGCUCGUCUUGAUGCCAGUUAUUAUCUAAGGAAACAGCAUGUGAAGAAAAUGAUAAAUGAAACCUAUGAAAAAGCUGGUCAGUUGGUUGAUAUAGGUGACCUAGCAUUCUUAACUCUUGUUGGUUCUGUUAUGAGUAUGGUAUGGGGGGAUACAUUGAAAGGGAAUGAGGGGUCUGUCAUUGACUCUGAAUUUCGAGCUGUCGUAAAUGAACAGCUAGAACUUCUAGGGGCACCAAAUAUUUCAGAUUUUUUCCCUUUGCUUGCUAGGUUUGAUUUGCAGGGAAUAGAGCGCAAAAUGAGGAUAAUCUCAAAACGGAAUGAAGAGAUUUAUGAUAAAGCCAUACAUCACUAUGCUGGAGCAAGUAUUCAGCGGAAGGAUUUCCUAGGGCAUCUCAUGCAGCUUACCAAAUUUGAGGAUCAUGCAACAUCACUAACCUUGCCUCAAGUUAAGGCCAUGCUCCUUGAUGUUGUGGUUGGGGGAACAGAUACAACAGUUGCUAUGGUUGAGUGGGCUAUGGCGGAGAUAUUGCGACACCCAGAAGUAAUGAGGAAUGUCCAAGAAGAACUAACUGAAAUUGUGGGAUUAAAUAAAACAGUUGAAGAGGUUCAUUUGCCUGAGUUAAAGUAUCUGAAUGCAGUUGCAAAGGAGACACUUCGUUUGCACCCACCUCUCCCUCUCCUCGUUCCUCAUUGUCCAAGUGAGCCUUCUACUAUAGGAGGGUAUCACAUACCAAAGGGUGCUCGUGUCUUCCUCAACUUAUACACUAUUCAGAGGGAUCCCCUUAUUUGGGAAGAUCCAUUACUGUUUAAGGCUGAGCGGUUUUUAAGUGGGUCUGCUGCUGAGAAAAUGGACUACUUGGGCAACCAUUUUCAGUAUCUUCCAUUUGGGUCGGGAAGGAGAAUGUGUCCCGGAAUUCCACUUGCAGAGAGGACAUCAAUGCUUGUUUUGGCUUCAAUGCUGCAUGCUUUCCAGUGGAAGUUACCAAAUGGCGCAGUGGAGGUUGAUUUAUCAGAGAAAUUUGGAAUUGUUGUGAAAAAAUCAAAACCUUUGAUUGCUGUGCCGAGUCCUAGAAUCUCCAACUUAGGUCUCUAUUCGAAGAAUGAUAAAUAAUAUUCGAAUACUGUCACAAUAAAAGAAAUGUACAGUUGUUAAUACACAUCUUUGCAACAGGUUUCCUUAUUAAUUUUUUCCCCUGUUACUCCAGUUAAUUAGUUGGCAUUGACGUAUAAUAGAUAACCAAGAGAAGAUGAUAAUGUGUAAUUACAUCAUGUAAUUUGAUGUCUAUAAUGUAGUUGCUUGUCUUAUGAAUCAGAAUUUUCACAUUUUUCAA